Chroicocephalus ridibundus (black-headed gull) is the source of this 1290-nucleotide messenger RNA. RefSeq names its product acyl-CoA thioesterase 8 (gene ACOT8). Gene Ontology annotation, biological process: acyl-CoA metabolic process; fatty acid catabolic process. Gene Ontology annotation, cellular component: peroxisomal matrix. The coding region runs from base 58 to 1020 and encodes 320 amino acids. The record is from RefSeq and is a predicted model, not a curated record. NCBI's taxonomy places the organism in Eukaryota, Metazoa, Chordata, Aves, Charadriiformes, Laridae. The transcript has 6 exons. Gene Ontology annotation, molecular function: fatty acyl-CoA hydrolase activity.
GCUUCCCACACCGGAUGUUGCCGCUGUCAGUGGCGCCGGUUCGGGGUCGCUGAGGAGAUGGCGGCUCCGGGCAACGGCGGCGGGACUGGCGCAGGGCCGGGGUCAGGGCGGCCGCCGCCCGGGGACCUGCGGAGCGUGCUGAUCACCAGCGUGCUGAACCUGGAGCGGCUGGAGCUCGACCUCUUCAGGGGCCGGCACCACUGGGUGCCCGCAACACAGCGCCUCUUCGGCGGGCAGAUCGUGGGCCAGGCGCUGGUGGCGGCCGCCCGCGCUGUUAGCCGCGACGAGCAAGUCCACUCGCUGCACUGCUACUUCGUGCGGGCAGGGGACCCUAAGGUGCCGGUGCUGUACGAGGUGGAGCGGACCCGCACAGGGAAGAGCUUCUCUGUUCGUUCCGUAAAGGCCAUCCAGCAUGGAAAGCCGAUCUUCACCUGCCAGGCCUCCUUCCAGCUCUCCCAGGGGAGCCCAGUGCAGCACCAGUUCACCAUGCCUGCCGUGCCACCCCCUGAGGAGCUGCUGACGCAAGAGGAGCUCAUCAAGAAGUUCUUGCAGAAUCCUAACUUGGCGGAGAGAUACAGAAAGCAUCUCAACAAGAUUCAAGCUGAAGAUGUGCCGAUUGAUAUCAAACCUGUGAACCCGCCAGAUAUAUUCUGCUCAGAGCCGCAGGAGCCAAAGCAGCUCUUCUGGGUGCGAGCACGAGGCUACAUAGGAGAGACUGACAUGAAGGUGCACUGCUGCGUGGCCGCCUACAUCUCCGAUUAUGCCUUCCUGGGCACGGCCCUGCUCCCGCACCGGCAGUACCGCAUCAAGUUCAUGGUGUCCCUUGACCAUUCCAUGUGGUUCCACGCACCCUUCCGAGCGGACCACUGGAUGCUAUAUGAGUGUGAGAGCCCCUGGGCUGGUGGGUGCCGAGGACUGGUGCAGGGACGGUUGUGGCGCAGGGAUGGGGUCCUGGCUGUCACCUGUGCACAGGAAGGAGUCAUCAGGGUGGAGCAAACACCAACCCAGAGCAAGCUCUAGCUGAGGAACCCCCAUGGGCUGGAGCUGAAGCACACCGAGGAGGGACCCUGGGACCAAAACAGAUGCAGGCGAGGUGGGAUCCUGGGUGGCAGCAGGAAGGAGCCUCGAAGGAGACCGGGCUGGAUCCAGCACUGCAGGGAUGGGGUCCCGCAGAGGCAUCCGCUGUGACGGACUGCCAGCUGCACAGCAUGUAACUGCACACUGCAAUCAGGCACCCUUCACUGCCUUAAAUAAAGCCAUCACAUGAACAGCUGGGCUCUGUCCCCUGGA